AUGAUGCUAGAAGGAAAUAAGAGAGAAUUAAAGUACUUUGAGAAUCUCACACUACCCUCCGCGGCCGAGGACGAACACCACUUUGACGUCCACGAAGGUGAUGGAGCGGCACACCUGCCUUCGCUACAACAGAUCAAGAAGAAGCUCACGACCAAGGAAGGAUGGAUGGGCGAUUAUGGUCAGUCUACCCACCACUCUCUGUCUACGUUCAUGGGUGUGGCGAGCUCGGCAUCGCUCGUCGUUCUUGGCCACACCGGCUUCGGCACGCGAUUAGCGAUUCGCUUUCGAGCCAGCGCUGACCAUCCCCCAAUCCACACGACCUUUCUCCGAUGUCGGUCGUGACUCGCAGAUUUGUGAGUUACUUCUUUCCGUUUCCCGUGGAACAGAAAAGUAGAUUACCCAAAGCAAACCACGUUCGUCCGAUGACACAAAUAUUGAACCUGCUUUCAUCACAGCGGUUUCCUGUGCAUGCCAACGCUGCCUUUCGCCGUCGGUCGAGGUAGGAAGCGUCGAGCCCGGUAGGUUUGCUGCUCUCGGCUCUCGACAGAUUGCGGCGCGGCAUAGUAGUACAAGGCACUGAACAUCGUUUCCCACUUCCGUUGGUCGUGUAGUGCCGUGCCCUUUUACGCUCUUGACCAGGUACGUGCCACGAGCAGCCUUUGUUGCACCAGAAUGGACUAUUGGCUGACCCCUGAUUUUGCUGACUUCUUCUCACUCCAUUAGGAAAUGCCAAUCCUUUUGGCACUCAUCUGCGGAUUCCAACAUGCGCUCGCCAUGCUUGCUGGUCUUGUCACACCACCCAUCAUCUUCGCCAACCAGCUCGGGUUCAAUCCCGCGCAGCAGAACCAAGCUGUCGCCGUCUCGCUUAUCGCCUCGGGUUUCUUGUCGGCGAUCCAAAUGUCUCGUUUUGCCAUUCCCUUCACCAAGCGCAAGUAUUGGCUCGGCACAGGGUUGAUCACCGUCGUCGGUACCUCGUUCGCCACGCUCUCGACUGCGUCGGCCAUCUUCAACACCCUCUACGCUGAUGGCACCUCCCCAUCGACGGUCGCAAGUGGUGUCACCGUCCGAGGUUACUGCCCUCAGGCGUACGGCUACCUGUAAGUGCCGUCUCACCGCGUCGGUACCGAGAAUCAUCGAACUGCUGAUCCGACCUUUGUUUCGCUAGCCUCGGUACAUCGUGUCUGACCUCUCUUUUGGAGAUGGGCAUGGCGUUUGUGCCGCCCAAGGUUUUGAAACGGAUCUUCCCCCCUGUGGUCACCGGCACCGUCAUCUUGCUCAUCGGUGCAAGCCUUAUCGGGUCAGUCCACGUCCUACUCCUAUCGUGGAGAAAGUUUGGGGACGUAACUGAUCUUUUCACACGACCCUGUUUCACAGUGAUUCUGGCUUUUUGAACUGGGGAGGUGGAAGUGGUAACUGCCACACUCGACCCGAGACCGGCUUCUUCGCUCUUUGCCCCGACAUCAGUGCCCCGCGCGCCUACCAAUGGGGAGAUCCUCGCUUCUUGGGUCUCGGCCUUCUCUCUUUCCUGACGAUCAUUUUUCUCGAGUUCUUCGGUUCGCCUGCGAUGCGAAGCGGAAGUAUCAUCCUCGGCUUGGUUGUCGGCUGCAUCGUUGCCGGACCCCUUGGCUACAUCGACGGCAGUUCUAUCACUCAAGCCCCCGUUGCUACGUUCUUGUGGAGAGAGUGAGUCCGAGUCCUUUUUGGGACGGGAUCUCGGGAUGUCAAGCGUAUUAGCGCAACCUGACUAAUGCUUCCCACUUCUGCGCCUCCAGAACCUUCCCCCUAAAGGUGCAUGGACCUUCCAUCCUGCCUCUCAUGGCCGUCUACAUCUCUUUGGCGAUGGAAGCGACAGGCGACAUCACUGCUUCCUCGGAGGCAUCUCGUCAACCGGUGACGGGACCUCUGUUCGAUAGUCGUGUCCAAGGCGGUAUCCUCGCCGAUGGCUUCAACGGUCUCCUCUCUGGCUUGAUGAUGAACGCGCCCGUUUCCAUCUUUGCCCAAAACAACGGUGUCAUUUCUAUCACACGCUGCGCGAACCGAACAGCGGGAUACUUCUGCGCCGCAACUCUGAUUGUCAUCGGCAUCCUCGCCAAGAUCAGUGGUAUCUUCUUGGCCAUUCCUGCGCCCGUACUCGGAGGAGUGACGACCUUCCUCUUCGCUUCGGUCGCCGUCUCGGGCUUCAGGGUCUUGUCCUACAUGUCUUUCACCCGCCGAGAUCGCAUGAUCCUCGCCUCAGCCUUGUCGCUCGGUCUCGGUAACCUGUUGGUCCCGGACUGGAGCUCCUACAUCUUCACGUCCACCACUACCAAGGCGAGCUUGAAGGGUUUCGAGAACUCCUUGAUCAUUGUGGGUUGUCCUUUCACUCAGACGCUCUCCACUUCGACUUUACUGACUUGGUGCUUCCUUCCUCUCGCAGAUCUUGUCGACUCCUUUCUUGAUCGCUGGUAUCAUUGCAUCCAUCCUCAACGCGCUCCUCCCUGCUGA
This is a messenger RNA of Microbotryum saponariae, 2484 nucleotides long. The record is from the annotation of a GenBank genome assembly. Lineage: Eukaryota; Fungi; Basidiomycota; Microbotryomycetes; Microbotryales; Microbotryaceae.